This is a messenger RNA of Strongylus vulgaris, 542 nucleotides long. NCBI's taxonomy places the organism in Eukaryota, Metazoa, Nematoda, Chromadorea, Rhabditida, Strongylidae. The record is from the annotation of a GenBank genome assembly.
AUGUCUUGCGGGAUCACCCUCAAAACAUGCUUUUUCAAACAAGAUCGUGUUGGCCUAGUGGCGUUGAUGCGGUCUCCUACCGAUAUCAUUCUUUUGGAUAAGACCAACAAUUCUUUGGAGGUGUCAUGGACAGCUCCAGAAAUUCGUGAAACGGGUCAUAGCGCUGUGAUUAAUCAGCAUUUGUUGAGUGUCUAUGAGUUUCUACCCGCCACUAAAAGCCUGACAAAGAAGUUUUCACUGAAUGUUCCUGUGCCAAUGAGCACAUAUGCUAUUGGACGACUUACUCCAGGAUCUGUUUAUAACAUCACAUUACAGGCUGGCACAAACUAUGGCUACGGCACUUUGGGCUGGGCAGUGUUCUCUACACUUUACCGGAACGAGGACGGAUUUAUCCUAAAGCAGCGAUUAAAAACUCCAAAUGCACUAACGUUAACAUGGCCAGCGCAAUGGUUGCCCUCGCCUACUUCUCGGUUUACGGUAGGAAUUUUGACAUUCGGUAAUCAGAUAGAUCUCUUGAGAGUAAUUUUUUUCUUGAAAUAAAG